UGAUGAGCAGUCGAUGAUUUAUCGAGAAGUAUUGGAUGCUGUCUCGAGUGAAGAAGGAGGUCUAUUUUUCGUUUACGGCUAUGGAGGAACGGGUAAAACAUAUGUUUGGAAAACAUUAUGUGCUGCAAUAAGAAAGAAGGGCGAAAUUGUAUUGCCAGUAGCUUCAAGUGGAAUUGCUUCUCUCCUCCUUCCACGUGGAAGAACAGCUCAUUCUAGAUUUGGUAUCCCUUUGAAUGUAAAUGAAAAUUCUACUUGCGCCGGAAUUCGCCCUGGGUCGGAGUUAGCUGAUCUUCUCAUCAAGACAAAACUUAUCAUUUGGGAUGAAGCUCCGAUGAUGCAUAAGUAUUGUUUUGAAGCACUUGAUAGAAGUUUGAGGGACAUAAUGAGGUCUGUUGAUAGGGAUAACUUGCAUCGACCAUUUGGAGGUAAAGUGGUAGUAUUCGGAGGUGAUCUCAGGCAGAUAUUACCAGUUGUACCAAAGGGAAGUAGGCAGGAUAUCGUGUUCGCCACCGUUAAUUCGUCUUACUUAUGGGAUUCGUGUAAGGUCCUUACACUUACUCGCAAUAUGAGAUUACAAUCAAGUUCCUCAAAAUCUUCUGUUGAUGAAUUGCGAGAAUUCUCAGAGUGGAUACUAAGCGUUGGAGAUGGAAAUGCUGGCGGUCCUAAUGAUGGUGAAGCCGUCGUCGAGAUUGCAAAAGAUAUCCUUAUAGAUCCCGGGGCCGAUCCGAUUUUAGCAAUUGUUGAAAGCACGUAUCCAGACCUACAGGAACAUAUUUGGGAAGCUAAAUAUUUUCAAGAAAGAGCUAUUUUGGCCCCAACAAAUGAGAUAGUGGAGAUUGUAAUGAUAAUGUUCUAUCUACUAUUCCAGGAGAAAGAAAGUCUAUUUGAGUUCGGAUGCUAUAAGCAAAGAGGAAGGAAAUUUGGAGUCCACGAAAUAUACUCCACUGAAUUCCUCAAUACAAUUAAAUGCUCUGGUCUCCCAAAUCAUAGCAUACGAUUAAAGGUUGGUGCGCCCGUUAUGCUUCUACGUAAUAUUGAUCAAACAUCUGGAUUAUGUAAUGGCACGAGGUUAGUCGUCAAUCAUUUAGGUAAUCGUGUUAUUGAAGCUACUGUUAUUUCCGGAAGUAAUGUGGGUGCAAAAGUUUUUAUCCCAAGAAUGACAUUGACGCCGUCGGACUCCACCAAGUUUCCUAUCAGAUUUCAGAGACAGUUACGAGCAAAAAAGGUCUGA
Beta vulgaris subsp. vulgaris (sugar beet) is the source of this 1231-nucleotide messenger RNA. RefSeq lists its product as uncharacterized. The transcript is spliced from 2 exons. The coding region runs from base 14 to 1231 and encodes 405 amino acids. Gene Ontology annotation, biological process: telomere maintenance; DNA repair. The record is from RefSeq and is a predicted model, not a curated record. NCBI's taxonomy places the organism in Eukaryota, Viridiplantae, Streptophyta, Magnoliopsida, Caryophyllales, Amaranthaceae. Gene Ontology annotation, molecular function: DNA helicase activity.